Messenger RNA from Spea bombifrons (plains spadefoot toad), 3695 nucleotides. It is a transcript of the gene ADAMTS8, whose product is annotated as ADAM metallopeptidase with thrombospondin type 1 motif 8. NCBI's taxonomy places the organism in Eukaryota, Metazoa, Chordata, Amphibia, Anura, Pelobatidae. Gene Ontology annotation, molecular function: metalloendopeptidase activity. Gene Ontology annotation, cellular component: extracellular matrix. The record is from RefSeq and is a predicted model, not a curated record. Bases 1 to 2961 code for a protein of 986 amino acids. Gene Ontology annotation, biological process: extracellular matrix organization; proteolysis. The transcript has 9 exons.
AUGGACCACCUUUGCUUCCAGGGCUUUGCCGUUAUCCUCAUGGUUCUGUACCCGGGAACACUGGCAGUGCCCUUAGGAGAGGUGACAACGCCAGAGAUCACUCGGGGCAGUAAUGGCAAAAUGACCCUGAGGUUCUCCGCUCUUGGGAUGAAUCUAGAAUUCCAUCUUAAUCCAGAUGAUGGUUUUCUAAGACCUGGGGUGAACAUUGGACGUGUUCAUAGGGCAGGUGAGGAGGAGGAGGGUGUGGAUGGUCUGAGGAGCUGUUUCUAUUCAAGUCAAGAGCCCUUUGCUGCUUUUAGUAUGUGUAAAGGGGUACAGGGUGCUUUCCUCCAUGGCCGGGACAGCUACAUCAUCCAACCCACUGACAAAUGGACAGGUCAAGGGCCGCUUGGUCAGCACCUCGUUUUUAAAGCCCGGAAUGGAGACACUGAAAGUUGGGGAAGCAGAACUGCAGAAAAUAACCAAGAAGAGAUCAAAAAUCCAGAGCAAAAAUCAGCAGGUGCAUCCGGCGCGAAGACAAAAAACGCAAGAGGGGGGAAACAGGACCUCAAUGCAGGCGAGGAGCCACAUGAUGGUGACCAGGUGCCACCCAGGUUAUCAGAAAGGGAUGGGGGUGACGUACAAGGGCAAGGUCCGCUGGACGGCAGCAGAGGAGACCGAAACCCCAACAUCUCCCCAAGGCAAACACAGACUUGGACCACCCUUGAGAAAUCCAAAAACGGGACGCAGAGAAGCGGAGCCGCUCGCCCCCAGUCUCGGAAUCGGAGGUUCGUGUCCGUGGACCGCUUCGUGGAGAUCCUGCUGGUGGCCGAUACCUCUAUGGUUCAGUUUUAUGGAGAAGAUUUAAAGCUCCAUCUCCUGACCCUCAUGUCCGUUGCAGCCCGGAUCUACAAGCACCCGAGCCUCCAGAAUUCGGUGAGCCUGGUGGUGGUGAAAGUCCUGGUGGUGGAGGACGAAGACGCCGGGCCGGACGUCUCGGAUAACGCUGGCCUCACCUUGAGAAACUUUUGUAACUGGCAGCAGGGUUUCAACCCACCGAGCGACCGCCAUUCGGAGCACUAUGACACCGCCAUCCUUCUUACCCGCCAGGAUAUCUGCGGACACAAGUCGUGCGGCACUCUGGGGGUGGCCGACAUCGGAACCGUGUGCGACCCCAGCAAAAGCUGCUCCGUCAUCGAAGACGAUGGACUCCAGGCAUCGUAUACAUUAGCGCAUGAGCUGGCGCACGUCCUCAGCAUCCCUCACGACAACUCCAAGAAUUGCGAGAAAACGUUUGGGGAGCUCGGCCAACAUCACCUGAUGGCUCCUCUUUUCCUUCAGCUCAACAAAUCCGUUCCCUGGUCUCCGUGCAGCGCCAUGCACCUCACCGAAUUCCUCGACAGCGGCUACGGGGGCUGCCUAUUGGAUGCACCGUCCGUGACGCUGGAGCUUCCCGAGGAUCUGCCCGGGUCGUUAUUCCUGUACGACUUAGACAGCCAGUGCCGCCAGGUGUUCGGGAAGGAGUUCUGGCACUGCCCCAACACCCACCAGAAGGACGUUUGCGCCCAGUUGUGGUGUAAAAUCGAGGGCGAGCACGUGUGUCACACUAAAAACGGUUCCCUCCACUGGGCUGACGGGACCGCCUGCGGAGACCACCGCCUCUGCCUCGACGGGGUUUGCGUUGAUGAAAACUAUGCAAAACCCAAGGUGUCGGUGGAUGGCAAUUGGGGGAGUUGGGGCCCCUGGGGCGAAUGCUCGCGGACGUGCGGUGGCGGGGUGCGCUUCUCCUAUCGGGAAUGUAACAGCCCUGAGCCUCAGAACGGAGGGAGGUAUUGCAACGGCCAGAGGGUGCUAUACGAAUCCUGCAACACAGACGAGUGUCCCGCGCAGGAUCAGAGCUUCCGAGAACAGCAGUGCGCAAAAUACAACCGCAUGUCCAGCGAUGCGGAAGGCCGAGCCCUCGAGUGGAUUCCAAAAUACUCAGGGGUGUCCCCGCGCGAUCGCUGCAAGCUGGUGUGCCGGGCGCGUGGGGCCCGCGAAUUCAAAGUCUUCCAGUCCAAGGUGGUGGACGGCACGCUCUGUGGACCAGAGAGUCUGUCCGUGUGUGUCCAGGGUCAGUGUAUCAAGGCCGGAUGUGACCACGUUCUGGGCUCCUCUAAAAAACUGGACAAGUGCGCCAGGUGUGGUGGAGACGGAUCCACCUGCAGGAAGAUAUCUGGAUCCUUCAACAAAUCUAAUGUCAGGUACGGAUACAAUGAUAUCGUCCACAUACCGGUGGGAGCUACAAAUAUUGACAUCAAGCAGUCUCGAGAGCGCGGGCUUCUACACCAUAGCAAUUACUUGGCAAUCAAGAAGGCAGAUGAGAGUUACCUGCUGAACGGAGACAUUGUUUCUUUGAUGGAGCAGGAUCUGCACCUAAAGGGGACGAUUUUGAAAUACAGCGGAUCUUCAACAAAGCUGGAAAGAAUCCAGAGCUUCAGCCCCCUUCCUGAACCUUUAACGAUACAACUUCGUCGAGGUUUUGGAGAGACGGUCCCGCUAAAAGUGAAAUAUACUUUCUACGUUCCCAAAGUUGUGCCAUACGCAAGGACGAAGGUUAAGAAGAAGGAGAAGGUGUCCCACCACUCGAUAAGGCCGCUUCUAACUUCCAAUUGGGUUUUUGGAGACUGGUCUCAGUGCUCCAAGACGUGUGGUUCCGGGUGGCAAAGGAGGACUGUUGAAUGUCAAAACGUCGAAGGUGGAGCCUCCGACCAGUGCUCCCAGGAGCUGAGGCCUGAGGAUAUCCAACCCUGUUCAAAAUUACCUUGUCCCAUAUGGAGGGUAGGGAGUUGGUCGCCUUGUUCUAAGAGCUGUGGGGAAGGGACGCGGACAAAGAGGGUCUUUUGUGCAGACUACACAGGCAAAGAGACAGAUGCGGACAAGUGUGACCCCAAAAAGAGACCUGCAGAGGAACUGACCUCUUGUAUGCUUGACGAGUGCUAAGGGGCACCACUUUAUAGGGAUAACCAUACAGGCAGCUAUUAAUAUUAGCUCAGUCAAGCUGGUGGGCGCUGAAUAUUGGGAUACCAAGUCAAGAAACCUGGAUUAUUCUUCCCACAAACAUUAAACUAAGGUCGGAGCAUCAGACUCUCUCAGUGCUCUGCGUUCUUCUUUACUGGACAUGCCAACGCGUUUCACAGCCCUACAGAGCCACCGUACAGCCCACGUGCCCCACCAGCAGCGAUUUGAGCUACCGUGCACUAAUUGACAGGAGCCGGUCCCAGCCCUGUCCUAAAGACUAACCACAGAACCGGGGCACAUUUCGUGUUCCAGAUCAAAGCUAGAAAUCUACCUCACUAGAGAAACCUCUGAUCUUUCUGUAUCACCGCAGUGUUAAAGGUCUCUUUUCACCCGCGCAGAGCAGCCAUUGGGAGCCGUUUAUAUAUCUGGCUCCGCAAUGCUUUGCUAUCACAUUAUAUACCAGCCACUGCAUUCGCCUGCCAAGUAUUACGAGUUUACCGCACAUUCGAUGGCUUUUAUUAUACUUUCUCAUGUGUCUGUCUGCCGUCAGGUAAACCAAACCCUGACUUGUAUUUUUUAUUACUUUUUUUCUGUUGCAGAAACAAGCAAAUCUGUACAAACUAUUUGAAUGAUGUAGAACGGUCUACGUUGCCUUCUAGAAUUAUGCUGCUUCAAUAACCUGUAAACAUUUGGCAAUGUAGAUAAAGCUGGGAUUC